This is a messenger RNA of Phragmites australis (common reed), 1620 nucleotides long. RefSeq names its product hydroxyproline O-arabinosyltransferase NOD3-like. Gene Ontology annotation, molecular function: glycosyltransferase activity. Lineage: Eukaryota; Viridiplantae; Streptophyta; Magnoliopsida; Poales; Poaceae. Bases 203 to 1321 code for a protein of 372 amino acids. The transcript has 8 exons. The record is from RefSeq and is a predicted model, not a curated record.
UGCCGUUGACUCGAACCAUCUCGCUUACAUGCGGGCCUCACAGGCCACCGCACUUCACCAUUUUCUUUGAGCGAGUCCAUGUCGUUAAUUGUUAGUUACCAUAAUGCCAUUUGCUAAUUCUUAUUCCUCGCUUCCCUCCCGGCCUGAACGCGCACGCCAAGAAUUCUAGAAUCUCGAGAGGGAGAGGGAGAGGGAGAGAGGGAUGAACGCGGCGGCACGCAAGGCCGCGGGCGGCGGCAUGGGGCGCGCGCCGGUGAUGCUGCUGGCGCUGGUGGCGGCGGGGGCGUUCCUGAUCUCGUACAACUUCUUCGCCAUGGUGCUCCGCGGCGGCGCGGGGGCGGGCGCCGGGGGCGCGAGGGACCCGGUGGUGCCGAUGCCGGCGUGGAUGCGCGCGGCGGCCGGGGAAGAGGGGCGUCGGCGGCCGUUCCACGUGGCGCUCACGGCGACGGACGCGGCGUACAGCAGGUGGCAGUGCCGGGUGAUGUACUACUGGUACAAGCGGAUGCAGGCGCGGCCGGGGGGCGAGGCCAUGGGAGGAUUCACCCGCGUGCUGCACUCCGGCAAGCCGGACGGCCUCAUGGACGAGAUCCCCACCUUCGUCGUCGACCCACUCCCCGCCGGCAAGGAUCACGGCUAUGUCGUCCUAAAUAGGCCAUGGGCAUUUGUACAGUGGCUUCAGAAAGCAAAGAUUGAAGAAGAGUAUAUACUAAUGGCAGAACCAGAUCAUGUAUUUGUGAAACCUUUACCAAAUGUGGCCCAUGACAAUGAUCCAGCAGCAUUCCCUUUCUUUUACAUCACACCAUCAGAACAUGAAAAAAUCAUCAGGAAAUACUAUCCCAAAGAAAGAGGUCCUGUCACGAAUAUUGACCCUAUUGGGAAUUCUCCUGUAAUCAUUAAGAAGACACUGCUUGAGAAGAUUGCCCCCACAUGGAUGAAUAUGUCGAUACAAAUGAAAGAGGAUCAGGAGACAGAUAAAACUUUUGGAUGGGUCUUGGAAAUGUAUGCAUAUGCUGUUGCUAGCGCAUUGCAUGGCGUUCAACAUAUCCUUCGUAAAGAUUUCAUGAUCCAGCCGCCGUUUGAUACAAAGCUCGGGAACACAUUUAUUAUCCACUUCACCUAUGGAUGUGACUAUUCACUAAAGGGUGAACUGACCUACGGAAAAAUUGGUGAAUGGCGAUUUGACAAACGAUCAUUCCAAGAUAGGCCACCACCAAGAAAUCUUACAUUGCCACCUCCUGGAGUCCCAGAAAGUGUGGUUACACUAGUAAAAAUGGUCAAUGAAGCUAGCGCAAACCUUCCUGGGUGGGAUGAUGGAAUAUAAGCUUUGUCUGAUGCCAAAUAUAGUUGAGUUCCCGUUCUUAUUCACCCCUUAAAUGGGGAAAUGUCAAAGUAUCAGGUGCAGUCGGCUAUUCAGGCACAAACAGUUUGCACCCAAAUAGCAGCUUCCCCUUGCACUUCAUACCUGAUAGAAGAAAAUACAUAAUUUUCUCUUUAUACUUUUAGAAAAGAAGUAAGUUAGCACCCAAAGUUUUACAUUUAAUUAUCUUGUAAUAGCAACUCACUGCUGAAAAUCUCAAUAUACCUUUUUGUGCAAGUGCAAUUGUGCUUGCACUUCGGUGA